CCCGCGCUCAGACAAUGGCCUCUUUUCCACUCCAUCGGAACGGACGGCCACGAUCGCAUCUUGGGAAAUGCCCGUUGACCAUCCAAGGGCCACGGCGAGCUCUCGCCGUUUCCGUUCAUGGCGCCGGCGAACUCUCGCCGCCGCGCUCCUCGCCACCACCAUCGCCAUCAUCCUCACCUGCGCCAUCCCCUACCUUUUCUUCUCCCCGCCGCCAACCCUGGUAUCCUUCCAUCCUUCCUUCAAUUCCUCUCGAGAUGCUCGUCAGAGAGUCUCGCUGCCGGCGCCUCUUGUUUCCCUUCCGAAACCCUUGUCUCCUCCUCCGGCUCGGAGGAGUUCGGAUGUGAAGUUUGCUGGAAACGAUCAUCUGAAGAUCAGAUGCUCGAUUGUGGCGGAUUUGCCGGCGAUGUCGCCCGAUGAGCAGCUUUUGUAUGCGAGAUUAGAGAUUGAGAAUCCUGAGAAUGCGCCUUUGGAUUCGGAAGAUGCUGACAACGAACUCUAUGCUCCGUUGUUCCGGAAUGUGUCCGUUUUUAGAAGGAGUUAUCAGCUGAUGGAAAAAAUAUUAAAGAUUUACAUUUAUCCGGAUGGCAAGAGACCAAUUUUCCAUACACCUAACCUUAGAGGUAUUUAUGCUUCUGAAGGUUGGUUUUUGAAAUUGAUGGAGGAGAACAAGAAAUUUGUAGUAAAGGACCCAACAAAAGCCCACUUGUUCUAUUUGCCUUACAGUUCUCGACAGCUAGAACUUGCCAUAUAUGUACCUGAAUCACAUGAUCUAAAACCGUUGUCCCACUUUUUGAAGGAUUAUGUGAAUAACAUAUCUUCUAAAUAUUCUUUCUGGAACCGAACAAAAGGAGCAGAUCACUUUUUAGUUGCUUGCCAUGACUGGGGACCUUACACAACAACAGCACAUGAAGAAUUUCGUAAGAACACUAUGAAAGCUCUAUGUAAUGCAGAUGUUUCUGAAGGUAUAUUUGUCCGUGGGAAAGAUGUAUCACUCCCAGAAACAACCAUCAGGACACCCAGGAAGCCUCUUAGAUUUCUUGGUGGAAGACCAGUCUCACAGCGAUCCAUCCUUGCCUUUUUUGCUGGAAACAUGCAUGGACGGGUCAGACCCGUCCUUCUUAAAUACUGGGAGAAAGAUAAGGACAUGAGAAUAUAUGGUCCUCUUCCAAACAGGGUAGCCAGAGAGAUGUCCUACAUUCAUCACAUGAAGACAAGUAGGUUUUGUAUUUGUCCCAUGGGUUAUGAAGUAAACAGUCCAAGGAUUGUUGAGGCCAUUUACUAUGAGUGUGUUCCAGUGAUAAUAGCCGAUAAUUUUGUGCCUCCUCUUGACGAGGUGCUUGACUGGAAUGCCUUUUCGGUGAUCAUUGCAGAGAAAGACAUACCUAAGAUGAAAGAGAUUCUUUUAGGUAUUUCUCUAAGGAAAUACGUGUCCAUGCACGACAAUGUGAAGAGAUUGCAGAAGCAUUUUUUAUGGCAUAACAAGCCAGAAAAGUAUGAUUUGUUUCACAUGAUUCUGCAUUCGCUCUGGUUUAACCGGCUGAAUCAGGUCCAACUGCAGCAGUGAAGAUUUUUAUUCGGCAAUGUACAUACGACAUCCAAGUGUAGGAUCAUAGCACGGAGAUGAUUGUCCUCCUUGAUAUUUAACAAGACUUUCAAAAUAAGAUCAUUCACUCUAGGUAUGAAAAUUUAUAUCUGAUUCAUGGUUUUAGUGUUUUCAGGUUUACCAACUUUUUUUCUCCACAGAAAUUAUAAAAAUAUGCUGUCUGUGAUGGAUAUGAACUAAAUUUAUGAAAACUGAAAAAUGUUCAAGAUGUGAUGUUGAAGCCUAAGGUCAUACAAUUAGUUGAUAGAUGCAGAGUGUGAAAGAAGGGAUUUUUUGCAUUCUUUUCUUGUAAAUUACUGAAUAGUUUUGGAUCUUAAUUAUCAUGAUUCUUUUGUAAGAAACUGUUUAUGUGAGUUAUUGAACAUCAUUUCUUGAAUAGACAGACGUUGUAAAUCAUUUU
Dioscorea cayenensis subsp. rotundata (Guinea yam) is the source of this 2003-nucleotide messenger RNA. RefSeq names its product probable glycosyltransferase At5g03795. The transcript is spliced from 4 exons. The record is from RefSeq and is a predicted model, not a curated record. Lineage: Eukaryota; Viridiplantae; Streptophyta; Magnoliopsida; Dioscoreales; Dioscoreaceae. Gene Ontology annotation, molecular function: glycosyltransferase activity. The coding region runs from base 68 to 1564 and encodes 498 amino acids.